AUGGACCAUAUGGAUACGCUUAAAUUGGCGGAAACAGAAUCGACAUUGUGGGCUGAGGCACAAGUUGUGAAUGACCAGAGGAUGCCACCACCAAUAAUAGAUAUGAUAUUGCCGUCGAUCCCAGGAAGAUGGUGUUUCACAGAUGGCUCGUGGAAAGAGGGGGUUACUUUUUCAGGGCAAGAGAAUCUGCCUCAAGAUGGUGAUGCCCUAGGGGGCAUUGAUCCAAGAGCUGAUCACCUUCGACCACAGCGCCAGCCACAACAUCCACCGCGCCAAGCUCGUGCCAUUGGAGCCUAUGAUCAACCUCACAUUAAUGAGAACAACAAGUAUCAUGGCCUUGCUGCUGAAGACCCUUUUGAUCACUUGUACAAGUUUGAUAAAUAUUGUGGCUUGUCCAAGACAAAUGGUGUUUCUGGAGAUCCUUUCAAGUUGAAGUUGUUCCCUUUCUCUUUUGGAGACAAGGCACACCAGUGGGAGAAGACUCUCCCAAGUGACACUGUCACUACUUGGGAAGAGUGUAAGAGAGUUUUCCUAGACAAGUUAUUCCCUACUUCAAGAACAGCUAAGAUCAGGAAUGAAAUCUCUGGCAAGGAGAUUUUGCUUAGCACUUUCUAUAGAGGAGCUCUACCACAGUGCAGAAACAUGCUUGAUACUGCCAGCAAUGGUUUCUUUUUGGGAAGAACUGAGGAAGAGACAGAGGAACUGGUAGAGAACAUGGCCAAGAGUGACUCGGUCUACAGUGAGGAGCAUGAUAGGGUCAACAGAAGUGAUGAUCAGCAGACAGAGAAAGAGAUCAAGUCCUUGCAAGAGAAGAUGGAUUUGCUUCUUUCCAACCAAGCUAAACAAGAGCAGAUGAACUUUGUGGGUGGUCCUAGUCAAGAGGUUCCUCCUAAGGUCAAUGAGUACAACAACUACCAGCAAAGGUCUUACUCCAACAACCAGCAAGGAGGCUACCAGCCAAAGCAGAACACUCAGCAAGGGAGCUAUCAGCCUAGGCAAAACAUCCCUCAUGGUUUCAACAAUCACAGCAAUCAGUCUACUCAAGUCCAAGGAAGUUCUUCACAAGCUCCAGCUUCAGAUACAAGUGUGGAUGGAAUGUUCAAAAAGCUCUUGGAUUUUCAGGCAAAGAAUGAGAAAACAAUGGGCUAUGAGUUCAAAAACAUUCACUCCAAGAUUGAUGGAAGCUACAAUGAGCUCAACAACAAGAUCCGAAAUUCGGAGAACCAGUUUGCUUCUAUGAAUUCUCAGCCAAGUCGCCAACAAGGGUCAUUACCUGGAAAGCCAGAGCAAAACCCCAAGGAAACAAUGAAGGCAAUCACCCUAAAGAGUGGUAGAGAGUUGCCUCCAAGAGUUCUCACCAAGGAUGAUGAGAAGGUUGAUGAAGAGAUUCUGGAAAAGAUUGUUGAAGCUAAGGGUAAAGAGAAGGUUGGAGAGGAGAAGAAGAUAGUGAAACAUGGUGAAACUGCUACUCUAACGAAGGAAUCGUCUUUUGUUCCUCCUCCCUUUGAGCCAAAGCUGCCAUUCCCUGGAAGAUUCAAAAGACAGCUAUUGGAGAAGUACAAGGCACUCUUUGAGAAACAAAUGAGUGAAGUUCAGGUCACAAUGCCCAUCAUUGAUGCUUUUAUGUUGGUCCCUCAGUACAGCAAAUUCUUGAAAGAUGAUGUGGCUGCAAAGAAGAAAGAUAUGGAAGUGAAGAUUCAUGUUGGUAUCCUAGAAGACAUUCCCUUGAUGGUUGGUAACUUUGAGAUCCCUACUGAUUUUGUUGUGUUGGAGAUGGGUGAGGUAGCCAGAGACCCUUUGAUCCUUGGAAGACCAUUCUUAGCCACAACAGGAGCUAUUGUGAAUGUUAGAGAAGGAAAGAUUGAUCUUCAUCUUGGAAAAGGGAACAUCCUCCACUUUGACAUCAAUGAAGUGAUGAAGAGGCCAACCAUCCAGAACCAAAUUUUCUACAUAGAUGAAAUGGAUGACCUGGCUGAUGAGCUUCUAGAGGAGUUGGCACUUGAAGACCAUCUACAUCAUGCUUUAACAAUUGAAAGAGAGGUCCAAGUGAUUGAGAACAAGGAAAGUGAUGCCUAUGUGAAGGUGUUGGAUUCUCACAAGGGGAUUGGUGGUGAGGAUCAAAAUGAGGAGCUUACACAUGAGAUUCAACAUGCUGCCUCAGCUACUCAACAAGAAGACAUUCAUCAAGAGGACUGGAGUGAACUAAGGCGCCUAAAGUGGAACUUAAACCUCUUCCCCAAGGUGUAA
Molecule: messenger RNA, 2247 nt
Organism: Brassica napus (rape)
Lineage: Eukaryota; Viridiplantae; Streptophyta; Magnoliopsida; Brassicales; Brassicaceae
Exons: 7
Coding region: 1-2247 (748 amino acids)
Source: RefSeq, a predicted model, not a curated record